AUGGCAUUUUGCUCUGGCUCCCAUACUAUGAAAGCGUUGGCUCUGAGUCCAAAUUUUUGGGCACACACUCGGCACGGAGCGGGCUUUUCAGCCUACCCGUGGAGGACGCCCAUGGUUCUUGAAUUGCCAGACUGGCCGGCCUGGGCUAGUCGAACCUUUUUGGUCUUAGCCGCAAUCACCUCCUUUGUGGCCAUCGGCGAAAGAGUUGCCUCAAGGAGUAGCGAUGGCAAGGAGGAGGAAGAGAAGCCCAGCGGUGAGAAGCUUGCAGAGUUCCGGUCAUUCCAACGGCAGUACCUCACAGUCUACACUAUCAUCAUGGGUGCAGACUGGCUGCAGGGUACGAACAUGUACACGCUCUACCAAAGCUACAACGUAGAUAUCAGCACCUUGUUCGUGACUGGUUUUACCUCAUCGGCAAUUUUCGGGACGAUCGUCGGAAUGUACGUCGACAUUUGGGGCCGCAAGCUUGGGUGCAUCGUGUACCUCAUCAUUGAGGUGGUGGUCAACGUCUUCGAGCACUUCAACAACUUCCCCUUGUUGCUUCUGGGUCGUGUCCUUGGCGGAGUGAGCACGUCUCUUCUCUUCUCGGCUUUUGAGACAUGGAUGGUCUCCGAGCACCGGAAGCGUGGCUUCCCCGAGGGUUGGCUUGCAGACACAUUUGGUACUGCUUCCUUUAUCAACGGGCUGUCUGCAAUUAUCGCUGGGAUUUGUGCUCAACUUGUAGCUGAUCGCCUGGGUGAAAUUGGGCCCUUUCAAGCGGCAAUUUUGCUGACGGUCUUGGCACUCUUCUUCGUGGUCUUUUGGGAAGAAAACUAUGGAAGCAGCGAUGAAGAGGGCAAGAAAGAGUCGAAAGAGUCGGAAAGCUCCACAAACGCAGCUGCAGCUUUCAAGGCCAUUGUAUCAGACAGGAAGAUCUUCCUCACCGGCCUUGUGAACUCUUUGUUUGAGGGGUCGAUGUACUCCUUCGUUUUCAUGUGGGUGCCCAGCAUGCUGCAAGCCUUAAAUGGCAGGCCAUUGCCAACGGGUUUGGUUUUUUCCAGCUUCAUGACUUGCAUGUCGUUGGGCGGCUUGCUUUUCUCGCCACACUUGCUGUUGGGACUUUGCAGUGCAGAACAGCUUGCUGUAGGCGUUUUCUUGGUCGGAGCUGCGGCGCUCGCAGUGCCGGUCUACUCCAGCAGCUUGAUCCCCGUGCUGCUGAGCUUCAUCAUUUUUGAGACUUGCGUCGGUGUCUUCUUCCCCUGCCUGGGCCUGCUGCGAUCAAAGGUGAUCCCAGACUCCAUCCAGGGUAGUGUGAUGAAUAUCUUCAGGGUUCCCCUGAAUAUCUUUGUGGUGAUUGGAACGAAGCUCACCGAUAUUUAUCCGACACAGACUGUCUUCUCGAUCAUCGUGUCAUGGCUGCUUGCGGGCGCGGUGAUGCAGGUAGUUCUCGUGAUGUCCAUGAAGAGUGGAAAGAAGGUGGACUAA
This is a messenger RNA of Durusdinium trenchii, 1464 nucleotides long. The record is from the annotation of a GenBank genome assembly. NCBI's taxonomy places the organism in Eukaryota, Dinophyceae, Suessiales, Symbiodiniaceae.